Baudoinia panamericana UAMH 10762 is the source of this 525-nucleotide messenger RNA. RefSeq lists its product as uncharacterized. Lineage: Eukaryota; Fungi; Ascomycota; Dothideomycetes; Mycosphaerellales; Teratosphaeriaceae. The record is from RefSeq and is a predicted model, not a curated record. The coding region runs from base 50 to 238 and encodes 62 amino acids. The transcript has a single exon.
ACGCCGCCGCGCUCGCGGUCGGAAUGGCGUUAUGAUGAUUGUAGGAGACAUGAUUCCCCCGCCCAUUCCCACUCGCAUUCCCACCCCCACCGCCAAGGUCGACGCUCCCAUUCCCACGGUGAUUGAGAUGGCCAUACCCCUGCUGCCCAUGCGCGUGCCCUUGGCUGGCGUGCUGAUGCUGCAGCGGCAAACCGCCGUGGUAGGCGCCGGCCAUCGGCGGUUUGGCAGGGAAUCAUAAGUCUCGAUCGGGAGGCCGCGAUUCGUUAGGGCUCGGCUCCGGGUUUUACCAGGCGUGUGGGUAGGCUCGAUCCGGAGGGAAAGGAGAGGCUUGUCCUUCCUGAUCGCGCGAUCAGCGUGUACGAUUCGGUUGUCCUCGCCCGAAGCCUUGCAGCAAUCGUGAGUGGCGAUCAGCGAUGGUGCAACGGAGGGUUAGUCCGAGACGCCGACCGAUCGCAGCCGGCGUUGGCCGAAGGAGGGUCGGGUUUGAGGAGGCACGAUCACAUGUUUUUGGCCGCUUUGGUGCUG